Synchiropus splendidus (mandarinfish) is the source of this 1003-nucleotide messenger RNA. RefSeq names its product lens epithelial protein (gene lenep). NCBI's taxonomy places the organism in Eukaryota, Metazoa, Chordata, Actinopteri, Syngnathiformes, Callionymidae. The transcript is spliced from 2 exons. Gene Ontology annotation, biological process: multicellular organism development. The coding region runs from base 660 to 854 and encodes 64 amino acids. The record is from RefSeq and is a predicted model, not a curated record.
AUCCUCCUAUCUGCAGUGAAACCACCAGGGGGAGUGCGCACACGUGGUAGAGAGUGGAGAUAAACCAUCAGACGCAGGACUCGUUCAUGUUUUCUUCUGCUUUACUUUCUUUAGUAUCUCUCAGUGGCAUCAAGGCAGACUUCAGCAGAACCAUGGAUGGCAGCAGGAGGCUUCAAGCACUUUUUGCAUCACUUUUUGCAGUUGUAUCCUCCAGCUUGACAUGGCGAUUCCAAAUCUUGACUUGUUCCAAAGUAAAGUGAAUUAUCCACCGACAAGUCACAGCCUUUUCUUUUUAAUCUAGCUAAUCCACUUUCGUACGGAAACAAAACUACUAGAAAUCCCAGUGAGUCACUGACUGUCCUUGACAAAGACCAGCGUGUCUUGUUUGUUUAGCUUCUGCUGGAACUGUCCUCUUUGUGACUGGGUGAGGCCUCUUACUGAAUCAGCGAUUAUGAGGCCACUGUUUGACCAGUGUUGUGGUGUUAGCAGAGAAGAGUCAAGUAGGAUUUGCACAAAGCCUGCCAACUGGUGGUUUUGUGAAGGAGAGCUCUCGAAUUUGGAGGAGACCUCAGCUUGUCCACGAGCGCUGUGUAAUUCCAGUUCGCAAGACCUCACCUCGACUCUCAGUUUUGCGGCUGCUCCACCUCUUCUCCUGAGGCAUGCACCCUCAGCGUCCUCUCCCCCAGGCUAUGCCCUCUUCUUCUCUGGGGCAGCACCUGCGAGAUGUGGCCAUGGGUUUGGGUCGAGGCAAGAAUUUCCUGGGAGGAAACGUUGCUUAUGGUUUCAUCCAGUCGGUGAAGGAGUGUCUCUACUUUCUUCUGUGCUGCUGGUGCAUCAAAGAAAUCCUGGACUGAUCAACCUUGGAAGAUGGACUUAGCCGCUAUUUUAAGGCCUGAAUUGAUAGCUGCGAUGGAUGCUCCAAUGCCUUGGACAGUUUUCAGUAUGAAACUGGCUCUGAAACGUCUGUGAUCUACUGUUCUGCUAUAAUAAAAUAUGCAUGGGG